Volvox carteri f. nagariensis is the source of this 1028-nucleotide messenger RNA. RefSeq lists its product as uncharacterized. Lineage: Eukaryota; Viridiplantae; Chlorophyta; Chlorophyceae; Chlamydomonadales; Volvocaceae. The transcript is spliced from 2 exons. Bases 84 to 1028 code for a protein of 314 amino acids. The record is from RefSeq and is a predicted model, not a curated record.
CACAAAUCCCUUCCACGCGCUGAAGUGACCUCAGGUCCCGCAGUAACGUCAACUCUCUGCUAAUGGCAUAAAAAUCAACUGAGAUGCCCAACCGAGUAAACCUCGAUUACAAGCAUCAAAAUCUAACGGACGAAACUAUUGUAGACUUUAUAGAAACGACGGUGAAGCCCGACGUAGCGUCCUGUGAUUGCAUUGUAUGCUUGGAUUUCAGUUUCAACCGGUUGAGCACGAAUGGCUUGCGCGUGAUUGCGAAGCUCGUGGAGGGAGAGAAGCGGAUAAAGGAGGCGUGCGUCGGCUACAACUCCUUCUGCUUCUCCGAAUUUUACAACGCAAUGGCCGAGAUGAACCUAUCGAAGAUGGUGGAGGACCAGCGGGUCUUCAUGUCGAGCUCGGCGUUUGACCUUAAGCUUGCUAAGAUGUUUGAGGCUAUUCAGGAAAUUCGGCGUCAAGACGUUGAAACCGUGGACCAGGAGCUGCGCAACUCAGCUUCCUCCGUGAAGGCGUUCGCAGAAGCAACGAAAGUGUUUCAGAAAAGCGUGAGCGACGUCAUUGGCUGGCAAAAGGGCCAGAACGACCGUUUUGAUGUGCAGAUGACCUCAGCUGUUCGGUCUUUGUUGGGCACCGAUGACGUGAUCGAGUUAACGCGAAGCUUCAACAAGGUUCCCAAGAUGGAGCCGUCGCUGCCUCGGGGAUUCGAGUGGGAUGGGGUGCUCUUCAGCAACCCUGACACCAUAUGGUUGGUGGAGGCCAAGAGCGCAGUCGACACGGGAGACAUCAAAGACAUGCCCGAGCGGAUGGCCCGUACAUCCGAUUUCCUUCAGCUCAUCUAUAAUGAGACGCUACCUUCGCCGGAUGACCGGCUGUCACUUAAGCAACUGUGCAAUGCGUGGAAAGUUUUCAACCAGAUGCCGAAGAAGAUUGUCGGUGUGGUUGCAGCCUUGGGGUUCACAACUGAGCAGCUGAGUGCAGCUGCUGAGCGUGGCAUUAAGUGCGUGUACUUGAGGGAUGACGCCUUCAGUAUGGUAUGA